AUGGAUGCUGAAUCCAAUAAGCAGACUGGUCUUUAUCAAGGUCUGCUUGCAGGUAUAGCUGUCGGUAUCGUCUCAGUGGUGGCUAUUCUCACUGGAGUUGCUUGGUGUAUGCCCCGAAAGAAGAAGCUUAAGCAAGAACCGAGAUCCACUGAAGUCGUAUACCAACAACCUCCUGCAUUUGCAGGAUUUCAUAAGUUUCAUAGAAUUCAGUCCAAAUACGAAAUGGACGCCAGCAGAAGGAUCAACGAAUACGGACACCAGGAUGAACCUGUACAAGAAUUGCCAUAG
Messenger RNA from Botrytis porri, 288 nucleotides. RefSeq lists its product as uncharacterized. Bases 1 to 288 code for a protein of 95 amino acids. The transcript has a single exon. NCBI's taxonomy places the organism in Eukaryota, Fungi, Ascomycota, Leotiomycetes, Helotiales, Sclerotiniaceae. The record is from RefSeq and is a predicted model, not a curated record.